Molecule: messenger RNA, 791 nt
Organism: Camellia sinensis
Lineage: Eukaryota; Viridiplantae; Streptophyta; Magnoliopsida; Ericales; Theaceae
Source: RefSeq, a predicted model, not a curated record
AUGGCAUCUUCUCGCGGUUCUCUCACUCACUUUCCAGACCUCAACGAGUCCACGAUAGAGAUAACCAGUUUUGACUCCUGUAAACCUCAACCGCGCAUCCCUCCACCUUUCCCUGUUCUCAGCUUUCCAGCGAUGUUAGUUGAGCAAAUAAUGGCAUCACAAUCUGACAUCGAGGCUAACUCGUAUACACUGAGGUCAUUACAUGUGGUUUGGGGUUUACGUAUUUGGAAUAAUGUCCAUUGUUCUCGCUGCAGUGACAAUUUGGAUUCAAACAACAUCCUUGAGAAUUCUUUGAGUGCCAAGGAGAAGAUAAUCUCUGAACUGAACAUGGAACUUCACAAUCUUGAAACCACCUUAUCAAAUGAGCGGGAACAACACAUAAAUGAAAUCAAGAAGUUGAAUGUGUUGCUCAAUGAAAAGGAAGCUACUCUUGAUGAGAUCAAGAAAGAGCUUCAGACAAGGCCUACAGCAAAAUUAGUUGAUGAUUUGCGGAAGAAGGUCAAAAUUCUACAGGCAGUUGGUUAUAAUUCAAUUGAGGCUGAAGAUUGGGAAGUAGCCACUAGUGGGGAAGAGAUGAGCAAACUUGAGUCUCUACUACUUGAUAAGAACCGGAAAAUGGAACAUGAACUCACUCAGUUGAAGAUGAAACUUUCUGAAAAGACAUCUUUGCUGGAAGCAGCUGAAGGCAAGAUAGCAGAACUUACUGCAGAGGUUAACGAACAACAAAGAUUAAUACAGAAGCUAGAAGAUGAUAUACAAAAGGUUUAUUUAUAGGAUUCUCAGCAGUUCCU